Molecule: messenger RNA, 309 nt
Organism: Macrosiphum euphorbiae (potato aphid)
Lineage: Eukaryota; Metazoa; Arthropoda; Insecta; Hemiptera; Aphididae
Source: the annotation of a GenBank genome assembly
AUGGACGUGUUGACGCUUUAUAAUAUUUUAGAAGACGAAGCUGACGAAGAACUGUUGCUACUUGCAAAUUAUUUCAGGGAUGAAGAGGACGAAAUGUUUAUUGAACGAAGUAGAGAAGGAUGUUAUAAUAUUUUAGUUGAAAGACGCCUUAUAGAUAACGAAAUUAGAUUUCGUGCAUAUUUUAGGGUAUCACUUGAACUAUUCAAUUAUAUAUUAGAUUAUAUUAAAGACGAUAUAAAAAGACGUCCAAGUAACAGAGUUAAAAGACCAAUAUCACCGGAGGAAAAACUCGCUCUCACUCUAAGGUAA